Molecule: messenger RNA, 750 nt
Organism: Trichoderma harzianum CBS 226.95
Lineage: Eukaryota; Fungi; Ascomycota; Sordariomycetes; Hypocreales; Hypocreaceae
Exons: 1
Coding region: 1-750 (249 amino acids)
Source: RefSeq, a predicted model, not a curated record
AUGCCGCCAUCUCCUCAUCCCAUUGUCCUCUCACCAUCCACUCCAUCCGAACUCCUCCAAUACAUAAUCUCUCAUCACAGAUACCCAACAACAAUCCUCAUCGGAUGGCCCAAACAGACAUUCAUCGAAGGCCUCGUCGAGGACGUUGCCCUGCAGCUCUCCUUGCAGCGAGACCCAUCAGCAACAGCCACCGCAGCAGCAGUAUCUGAAAACAUCAAAGAAGAUAAACCACAAACAGAACCACCAGACAACCCAUCCUCCAGCCUCCACCCUCUCCAACGCAAAACUCUCCUUCAAACCGCCAUCUCUCGCCACAUCCGCCUCUUAUUCGUCCCAAGCACCACUCAUCUCCGCGCAUACCUCGGCACCUUUUCCGCCUCAGAAUCCAAAAUCCCGCCUCCAACACUAUCAAACUUGGACGAUUCUGACCCAAGAUGCAAAACAGAGACUCCUCUGCUGCUCGCCUACGGGUUUUUAGAGCUUCACCGUGAGGGCACCGAGUGGUCUGCCCAAGGCAUCGGCACAACGGCUGCGUAUCUCGUCGAGGCGGCAGCGAGGAAUUCAUUCAGGGCUGCUGUCGCUGAACCUAGGGGGGCAAGGGGUCAUCAACUUUUGGAUGAUUUUCUGGAUGAAAAGGUGCCCGUCUUGAGUGGCACUGCCGUCAGGGAUGAUGGGACUUGGAGUGGACGGACGGUUCCUGUUAGGGCAGUGCUCAGCCGCUGGUUCGAGUUUGAGCAAGAUGAGAAUUGA